This is a messenger RNA of Plodia interpunctella (Indianmeal moth), 3346 nucleotides long. RefSeq names its product Sak kinase (gene SAK). The transcript has 3 exons. NCBI's taxonomy places the organism in Eukaryota, Metazoa, Arthropoda, Insecta, Lepidoptera, Pyralidae. Gene Ontology annotation, molecular function: ATP binding; protein serine/threonine kinase activity. Bases 334 to 2343 code for a protein of 669 amino acids. Gene Ontology annotation, biological process: mitotic spindle organization; protein phosphorylation. The record is from RefSeq and is a predicted model, not a curated record. Gene Ontology annotation, cellular component: kinetochore; nucleus; cytoplasm.
AUAAGCUGUCUGUUGGUUUCAUUUUGAGGUGUUUGUUUGAUUUUUGUGGAAUAUUAAUAAAUAUAAAUAUUCAAUCAAAACAUUGUAUGAAGCAAGUAGAAUAUUUGUAUGACAAUUCAAUAUCUAGCACAGACUGUUAGAGUUAUAAACAACAUAAACUUGAACCAGAUCCAGACAGAGUUCAAGAAAUCAUUAAGAAGAGUUUAGAAGAUGCAAAAUGGAUUGUGAAUAAGUACACCCAGAAAUAAUGGAAAUAAUGAGUAAAACUUGCUGUCACAAUACAGAUAGAAAAUACAGAUUGUCCAUUAUCAACAAAUAUUCUAAGAAAUAAAUAUGUUUGGAGAAAAGAUAGAAGAUUAUGAAAUUCUUGAACACCUAGGCAAAGGUGGUUUUGCACAUGUAUAUAGAGCAAGAUGUCGAAAGACAGGACUAUUUGUUGCCAUCAAAAUGAUAGACAAAGCUCUUAUGGCACGAGCCAAUAUGAUAGGCCGAGUGAGACAAGAGGUCACUAUACACUCACGUUUAAAACAUCCUGCUAUAUUAGAAUUGUACACAUUUUUUGAAGAUGCACAUUAUGUUUAUUUGGUAUUAGAACUUGCUCACAAUGGUGAACUGGCAAAGCACUUUAAGUUAGGAACUCGGGGGCUAUCAGAGAAAGCUGCUGCUGAUAUUUUUAGACAAGUUGUUAGUGGAGUCCUAUAUUUGCAUAGUUACAAUAUUAUACAUAGGGAUUUGUCAUUAAAUAAUUUAUUACUAACAAAAGACCUCAAUGUCAAAAUAGCAGACUUUGGUUUAGCUACACAGUUAAAUGGGCCAGAUGAAAAACAUGUAACAAUGUGUGGAACUCCAAAUUAUAUUUCUCCAGAAGUGGCUUCAAGAGAAUUUCAUGGGUUACCAGCUGAUGUUUGGGGCUUAGGGUGCAUGUUGUAUACACUUUUAGUUGGAAGUCCACCUUUUCACACUCAACAUGUAAAAACCACUUUAAAUAAAGUAAUAAAUGCAGAUUACAAAAUUCCCAAUGAGCUGUCUUUACAAGCACAAAACUUAUUGCAAAAACUUCUAUGUAAAGAUCCCACUCAAAGAAUAACACUGAAAGAAAUAAUGGAACAUCCUUUUCUAAAUAGCCUAUGUUAUGCCAAACAAGAUUUUUCAAGAGAUUCUGGAUUUCUGACAACACUGCAUAGCACUCAACACAGCAGUAAACAAAGACAUGACGAUCAACUGGGUUCUGAUUAUCUUGGUAUUUGUAAAGAACAAAAUGUUAAUAACUUCAUUGAAAGGAAAGAAGUGAGACCUUCUUCAUUCAACAUAUUUACUGGCAUACUAGAAUAUUCUUCACAAAUCACAGGCCAAGAUUGUAGGAUGAAUUUGAAUUGUGAAAAAGGAUUUGCUGAAGUGUUUGAUUCUAGGAAUCAAUCUAGCAGUAACUUAUUACAAAAACCUGAUAGUAUCUGUAGCAACAACCCAAUUAUAGAUAGAAUAAAAAAACUGGAGAUAAAAUGUGGGAGUAAUCAAAGUCUAGACAUCGCUGAUGACAAUAAAGAGAAUAUACAAAAACUUGGCAAUUUAAACACCAACUCUCUUGGAGUCCCACCUCUGUGUGCUGAAAGAUUACCUACUAUCUCACAUAGAACUCGAAAUGCUAUAUUGAAAAUAGAACCUUCCGGAGUGAUAGUAGAAUUUAUUAAAAAGAAAGGAAAAGAUAGGGAAGAAAAGGUUGUAGAAAUAUGUAAGAUAUCUAAGGAUGGUAUGAAAAUAAUUAUCUAUACAGUUGAUAAUAAAGAUAGAGUUAAUUUAGCCAAUGUAGAUCAUGAUCCCAGUCCUGACGAAGUGUUUUCAUACCAUAAUUUGCCACAGAAACAUUGGAAGAAAUACUUGUAUGCUUCCCGUUUUGUAGAUUUAGUUAAAGCUAAAACUCCAAAAAUAACACUUUAUUCCCCAUUGGCUAAAUGCCAACUUAUGGAAAAUGGUACAGAUAUAGAUAUGUUCUUUUACAAUGGAGAAAAGGUUACAUUCACAUCUGCUGAUGGCUUAAAAAUUAUUGACAAAGCUUUAAAAACUUAUCACAAUGCAUCCACAAUACCUGAAUUAAAACAUUUAAUUGACCACUAUGACGAAUGUUCCAAUCGCAUAAAAAGAGUGCAAUCGGCUUUAUCAUGUAUACCUGAUGAAUGUUUCCCUUUAAUAAUCGGAAAAAGACCAGUGUCGUGUAUGGCUAAUAUGUCAUCCCCAUAUAAUGGAUCUGUUGCCCCUAACUACAACACCCCAGUACUAAAUGUAGGGUCAUUUCAUCGUACAAAUGCAAGUACUAGUCAAACUCCUAGUGAAUACAAUAUUCUUUAAUACCUCUAGCAUGCAUAAAUGGACAUGAAUGAAUUAGUAUGUAAAAUUUACAGUCUGUAUAGUUAAGAAUUACCUAGUAGUAGUAGUAUCUAACUAUAAUUUAGGUACCUAGUUAAAUGUGCUCUUGACUGUACUAGAUAUGUGAAAUUCAUCAAAAAUAUACGAAUAUCAUUUUUAUAGAAUUCUUUACAGGAUAUUUGGUAGGUAGCUGAAAAAAGGUAGUUUAGACCAAUCAAAAUAAUUGAAGCCAUAUUUGUUUUACAUUGAUGUGUAAGAAUUUGUAUUAGUGUUACAGCUAUCGACCAAAUACCUUAUAUUUUAGCCUUUCGAAACAUUAAGCUAUAGAGUGGCGCCAGUACUCCCAAGAACUUUAAUCAUGUACUUAUUGAUGACUUUCAUCUGAUGCCUCUUCCGCGCUGAUAGGUUAUAACUCUAAUGUGACUACACGUUAUACCUACGCCUAUACAUAAACCUCGCAAUACACAAGAAAGAGAGACCGGGCUACCGAUGAAAGAGAUGGCAAUAUUCAGGGUGAUGACAUUGCAACGUAGACAACUGUUUGCAUCAAAUGAACUUGGGAGUACUGGCUCCAGUAUUAUCUAUAGCUUCAUGUUCCGGACUACAAUGUUGAAUUCGCAAAAAUGUUGAAUUUAAUGAGUUCACCACAAUAUUUUAUUUAAGAAUUUACACUGUUUUAAUGUAACGAAUGGAAAUUUGUGUAGCACAUACAUGGUAAUCUUCUCAACUCAAUGGUGUUUAUAUAAACUUAAUCAAUUUUAAAAACAUAGAAUUUUGUUUAAAGUGCAACUUGGGCUGCGAAUAACAAAUGCUUAUGUAUUUCUUAUCAUAAUAUUAUUCGUAUUAUAUUUCGGAACGUAAUGUAUAUGAUUCGUUAAUUUUAUUAAGCUUGUAUUUAAUUUCAAUUCCUAAUUGGAUUAUAUUUAUACUUUGUAUUUCAUUUGAUGUAUUUUACUUAAUAUAACAGUAAUUUUAUCUCAAAAUA